This is a messenger RNA of Striga hermonthica, 720 nucleotides long. NCBI's taxonomy places the organism in Eukaryota, Viridiplantae, Streptophyta, Magnoliopsida, Lamiales, Orobanchaceae. The record is from the annotation of a GenBank genome assembly.
AUGGACGAAAAUCAAGAACUUGCGCUUGCCCAGAUGAGGAAAUUGGUUCAAAAGCUUGGUUAUUCCUCUGAGGGUUAUGGAGAUCCAACCCUGAUGAGAUUCUUGAUUGCAAGGUCAUUGGACACAGAGAAGGCUGCAAAUAUGUUUGUGCAGUGGCAAAAAUGGAGGGCUUCCUUUGUGCCUCUUGGCUCCAUUCCUGAUUCACAGGUUGAAGAUGAAUUAUGUGGAGAAAAGAUAUAUUUGCAGGGCUUAUCAACUAAAGGUACUUCAGUUGUCAUAGUCAAAGCUUGCAAGCACUAUCCUUCCAAGGAUCAACCUCAAUUCAAAAGUAAAAUGUGGCUUUCUUUAUUGACCUCUUUGUGUGCUAAUUUCAGUGCUAUUCAAGGUGAAGAAAUAGGAAACGAGAAGUUGACAGUAAUUCUUGAUCUGGAAAAGCUUUCCUACAAAAAUGUUGAUGCUCGGGGUUUGAUAACCGGUUUUCAGUUCUUGCAAGCAUAUUAUCCGGAACGUUUAGCCAAGCUGUACAUCCUGCACAUGCCUGGAUUUUUCGUGCGUGUUUGGAGAUUUGUUUCCCGCUUUCUCGAAAAAGCUACUCAAGAAAAGGUAGUGAUAGUGACGAGUGAAGAUGAAAAACGAGAAUUUGUUAAGGACAUUGGUGAAGAAACCUUACCAGAAGAGUACGGUGGCCAAGCCAAACUUAUCCUCAUUCAAGAUUCUUAA